This is a messenger RNA of Glycine soja, 986 nucleotides long. RefSeq names its product protein GRIM REAPER-like. Bases 206 to 682 code for a protein of 158 amino acids. The transcript has a single exon. The record is from RefSeq and is a predicted model, not a curated record. NCBI's taxonomy places the organism in Eukaryota, Viridiplantae, Streptophyta, Magnoliopsida, Fabales, Fabaceae.
AACAAUUAUGCUCAAACCGAGAAUUUAGAUGAAUCUUUCUCUCAUUCAACCUUGCAAUUGCAAGCAACAAGUUUUCGUCCCCUAAGAUCAUGGAGUAUUUCUCGAGGAGCUGAACUUUAAAUUGCACACACACAUUCCCUUAAUCAUCACAAACUCUAGUUAUAGCAAGUAAGUAGCAACAACCUCAAGCUCAUAUAUCAUCACUAUGGCCAACACAAUCCUAAACCUCACAACAAUUAUUAUUCUACUCAUCUCUUUGGCUCUACACAAUUCCCACUUUGUUGUUUCUUCAACUGAUAUAGAUCAAGAUCAUGACUUUAAUGAAGAGGAAGAGGAAGAGUAUGUUCUAGACACUCCAAUACCCCAUCUAGGACCAAGAAGCAGGUUCUUGGCGACCAUAAUAAAGAAAGGAAGACAGUGUGAUCGUGAGACUAAUAAUAUAUGCAACGGGGUUCGAGCGAACAAGGGGAGAGACCUUCUUUUCUGCUGCAAGAAGCAUUGCCGCAAUGUUCUUAGUGACAAGAACAACUGCAGUGUGUGUGGCAACAAGUGCAAGCAAGGAGAAAGAUGCUGCAAUGGGGUUUGUACCAAUGUUUUAUCCAAUGUGCGCCACUGUGGCAAGUGCAACAAGCAGUGUUCACCUGGAGAUUCAUGUGGGAAUGGAGUUUGUGGCUAUGCAUGAAACUGAUGUAAGAAAGUUAUUGAAAGGUUAGGGCCUUAUGAUCCAUAUAUUAUAUAGCAGUUUGAGACAUUAAAGGAUUCCACAUUACAGCCAUUGUAGUUUUUGUCACAUUCUUAGCCUAUUAAUAAAGGGAUAGAAGGAUUGGAUUGGGUUGAAUUUUUAUGUGGUCCCAAAUUUAAGUGUACACAUUUUAAUUGUGUCAAGUGCUUAGUUUGAUCUGUUUAGUUUGUCUUCUUGAUAGUUGUUGUUACUAUGGUUGGUCUACUCUUCAAAUUAAUAACAGAUUACCGAUGGUUGGCUUCUA